This is a messenger RNA of Eriocheir sinensis (Chinese mitten crab), 6857 nucleotides long. RefSeq lists its product as uncharacterized. Bases 1359 to 5042 code for a protein of 1227 amino acids. NCBI's taxonomy places the organism in Eukaryota, Metazoa, Arthropoda, Malacostraca, Decapoda, Varunidae. The record is from RefSeq and is a predicted model, not a curated record. Gene Ontology annotation, molecular function: protein binding. The transcript has 19 exons. Gene Ontology annotation, cellular component: neuron projection.
UCGCCUCAGUCGGCCUCCAGCCAGCGAGGGGGAUGUAUGUAGUCUCUUGUCUGGUCUCCUGUGCUCGAUCGUUGCCACUCACGUGUGAUCGCUGGCUCGUGGCUCCCGCGCGGCUUUAACUCCUCACCCAAAAUAGUCCACGUCCGACCAGCUGGCAGGUGGUGCAGAUCCACGUGACGGCUAACAAUGAACAGUGCUGCUUGUGAGCUUGCUUGCUGAUAAUUUCAGUCUUCACAGUUAGCUCUCUUAAUUUUUUUCUCUUGACACGUACCUCGUAACGAAACAUUUGUUACUGAAGAUGCGGUAACGAGACGCAGGCAAAAGGUAAAGGGAAGGAAAACAAGAGACCCAGACAAUGAAGGACUACAUCAGAGUGCCAUUACUAAGGCAAACCGACUGACCGUACGUGGUGCUCUAAGAUUUUUUUUCUCUUGACACGUAUCUCGUACCUAAACAUUUGUUACUGAAGACGCGGUAACGAGACGCAAGCAAAAGGUAAAGGAAAGAAAAAGAGGAAAACAAGAGAUCCAGAAAGUGGAGAACUACAUCAGAGUGCCAUUACUAAGGCAACACGACUGACUGUGAACUGCACAGAACAAGCAAGGCUGGGGUGAGGGAUUGACGUCAGUGAGUGAGUGUUGACCGAAGGCUUGUGACGUCUGUGUAUAAGCUUAUCGCGUCUUGCUAGAAACGGUGACCUCUCUGCACAUCUCUUCUACCGUUAUUGUGUACCUAAUAACGACAGAAAGAAAGAGGACGUGAGAUAGACAAAUAUUUCAGUAUUCAAAUAAAACAAGAAGAAACAAAGCUUAAUCGUAAGAAGGAAAUGAACUGAGACACAAAAAAAGGGGAAAAAAGAGAAAAUAAAAAAUGACAAUGAACAGAAUUGACAGUGAACAGUGAUAGUGAACGUAUAGUGACACACACACACACACACACAUAGGUUAUAAUCUCACUCUUCCAAAAGUAACCCGACACACACACACACACACACACACACACACACACACACACACACACACACACACACACACACACACGCACGCACGCACACAGUGACCUUCCUCAGUGCCCAAACGUAACUUGACACCGAAUAAUUUGACCCUUCAAGUGGAUAUCAUAUGAAAGAACAACCCAGACAGUGCAUCUUAUUAGCAAGCGAUCGAGGGAGAUGCAAUCAAAUGAAAGCCAAUAAAUAAGAAAAUACUAAAUACUAAGAAUAAACGACUAAGGGACUAUGAUAACUAAAAGCGAAGGAAACAGCGGCAGGAAAAGGAAGAGGAUGAGGGACUAAGGAAGAGGACAAAGCAGGGAGAGUGAGGAAAAAAAAGGCGUAAGAAAAUAAUUAGUGUAUCAACAUGUGUCUGUCAGCGGCGGCGGCGGCGGUGGUGGCGGCGCUGCUCGUGAUGACAGCUCUGCCUCACGCCCUCCAUGGCUCAGUGACGGAGGCCAGCGGCGGUGAUGGUGGUGGUAGCAGCAGUAGUGGUGUUGGUGCUGGUCUCGGUGGUGGACCUGGAAGCGUGCCCGUGAUCGUUGAAGAACCCACCGACGAAAUAGUGAGGCGGAACGACCCCCUCACACUUUACUGCAAGGCUACGGGCGACCCACCUCCCAAGAUUAUGUGGUACAGAACGGACUCCGAGGCGCCGCUCCGGGACAGGGACAGCCGCAUGCAACUUCCCGACGGUUCUCUCUUCUUCUACCGCCUGCGAGGGAGAGACCGUGGCACCUACUACUGUGUGGCCCGCAACGCUGCCGGCACCGCGACUUCCAGGCGGGUCACCGUUCAGAUGGCGUAUCUUCGCGAGGUGUUCCGCAAGUCACCACUCAGCCUGGGUGUGAAUGAAGGCGAAUCGUCCGUUUUCGAGUGUGACCCGCCCAAGGGACACCCAACGCCUGUGGUCACCUGGAGGCUGGACGGCAGAGACCUCAUCCUGCCCAGACACAGGUACAGGCAAGACGGGUCCACGCUGAUGGUGUCCCACGUGGUGCCGGCCGACGAGGGGGAGUACCAGUGUGUGGUGACCAAUAUGGCGGGGAGGAGAGUGUCGCAAGUGGCCAUGCUGACGGUGUAUGAGGGGGCGCGAGUCGGGGGCGUCGUGAAGAGCAUGGUGGGCGUGGCCGGCCACGACGUGACGCUCCCCUGUGUGCCCUCCGGGAAGCCAGACCCCCAGGUGAUCUGGCGGCGUGCGGAUGGCCUGAUGCCCGUGGGUCGCGCCGCCAUGGGCCGGGACUGGAGCCUGACCAUCACGUCCCUGAGGGCUGCCGACCAGGGCGUGUACGUGUGCGCGGCCACCAACUCAGCGGGCACCCACGCGGCCAACACCUCCCUGCUGGUGGUUGAGCGGCCGAGGGCAGAGGGCGGCGUGCGGCCCCGCAUCGCCGUCAUCACACCGUCUCAUGUACGUCAGAUCAGCUGCCCCAUCACAGCCGUGCCCACGCCCGUCAUAUUCUGGGCCAAGGAGAACCACGGGAGGCAGGCAGCGCAGCGGGCGGCGGGGGAGGCGGUGGUGCCAGGCCGGGAAGAAGUUGGCGAGGACAUUUACCGACUGGCGAGGGAGCAGCCGUGGGUGGUGGCGAGCAACUCAGCGAGCGGCGUGGAGGAGGGCGCCGCCAGGGUGGACCACGCCUACAACCUGCACGUCACCACUCGCCACGAAGGGCUGUGGGCGUGCAUGGCUGCCAACGAAGUUGGAGGUGUGGUGAUGCCCGUGCGUGUGGUGGGCGGCGGCGUGGCUCGCGGCACUGUGUCCGUGGGGAUGGUUGGGGUGGAUGAGGUGGAGGCACGGGCGGCACUCCUCACACCCAUACUGGAGCAGGGCUUUCCUUCCUCAUCCACACCCACCACGGCUGUUGUCACCUGGAGGCUGACACAUCGGCCCAAGCACAUAGAGGGCAUCUACAUCCUUGGGUGUGAGCGAGGCAGUGGUUUCGUCCCCCCACGCGUACAGCAGCAGCUCCAGACCCACGACAUCUCCCUCCUGCACCACCCACGCCCACACAACCACCACCACCCACCCACGGACCCCACCGCCUCCACCACCUCCACCUCCACGUCCACCACUCAUCACCACCUGCAGGACAAUGUGGAUAGUGUGCCAGAUGUCCGUUUUGAAGACACAGUGGAACAUAUUCUAUUAGAGACUCAGCCCAGAGGGAGCGUCAGGCCCAACACCACCACAGGGACAGAGGAAGGGGAGGACAAUGUACCAACGCCCCCUCGCUGCUCCACCUUAAGGCUCAUGGGUCACACUCUGAGCCCAGCCAAGAUGUCGUACCAGGUUAACGGCCUCCACCCCUAUACCUCCUACUGGUUCCUCCUGCUGCCUCACUACAAGGGUGUGCUAGGCGUGCCCUCCAACCUGCAGUCCUUCACCACGCCGCAGGAUGUGCCUGCAGAGUGGCCGGUCCUCUCCCGGUGGUGGGCGGCGCGCGUGGGUCCAGCCACCUACGCCCUCACCCUGCACUGGCGCCCCCUCCCCCCACACCUGGCAAGGGGCAUCAUAGUAAGGUACCAGGUUGCCGUGAGGGAGAGAGACACCGGCGUGACCCACAACGUCAGUGUGAUGGGCGACCUGACCACCCUCACGCUGCCCAAUGUGACCUCCUCUCGGGUGGAUGUGGUUUUGGCGGCCUCCACCGUUAAGGGCGCCGGCUCCCCCUCGCCCCCCACCAGCCUCAACCUGCUCAUGACACACCUUACGGAGCCUGGUGUGGGGCUGGGUGUGGUGCGGUCGGCGUGGUUCCUGGUGCUGGCGGGCGGGGCGGUGACGGUGCUGGUGGUGCUGGUGGGCUGCACGCUGGCCGCCCGCUGGUGUGCUCACAGCCUCGCACACUCAUCCCUUCCACCGGACAUGGGUCACAGCAAAGUGGGCAGCCCUUGGGUGGAUGUGGGAGGCCUGUGGACGCCCGUGCCCACCCAUGACCUCAACUCCGACAAGUCAGAGCGGAAGCUGCUGGCCAAUGGGUCCUCCUCGGCGGACUAUGUGGAGGUGGAGUCCAAGCCACACCGUGAGGAUGACCUGCCCAAGAACAGACUAGAGGUGUGGCCGGGUGGACUCCUCGCCCCCUCCCCCUCCCCAUCCCGGGCCUCCACGUCAUCACACAAGCCAAAGCAACUCAAACAGGGUGAGCUGGUGUCAUCGCGAGCCUCCCGGGCCGAGCACAGCCACGGCUCGCUGCUCCGCCAGACCUCAGACUCACACCACAGCCGGGACUCUGACACAGGCACAUGGUACACCAGCGAGUACUGCGGCUGCUGUCGAGGCGAUUCUAAGCUCGGGCUGCACCACAAGUCUCUCUGCACCUCCUCCACCCCCUCACGCUGCUCCACCAUCCUCCACGUCAACCUCAACCCACCCUCGGAGUGCGGCUACACAUCAGUGGGCACAGACACCUACGAGGCUGUCACCACGUACGAGGAGGCGGCGGACCUGCACGAGGAGACGCACCGAGGGAAGGGAGCGACAUCUGCACGCCAGACGAGACUCAACACAGAAUCAACGACGGAUCUCUCCAUGGACUGUUACAACUACUCGGACGAGGACUGCGACGCCACCCACUCCUGCAGCGACACCGAGGCCUCGUUCUUCAUCCCCCACAACGAUAUUCGGGAACGGGAGCUGGAGAGAAGACGUCCCUCCAUGGGUGACGUCGGACUGCACCAGGACUUCCAGAAGGCUCUCGACAAGGAAGCCAAGUCCAAGGAGCGUGAGUUUCGGAUAGCACACCUUUCCACGUCCUUCAUGGGUGACGCUCGGCUGGAACAGGAGCUCCAGAAAGAUGGAAACAAGGAAUCGAACCCCAAAGACAAAAAAAUCCCCAGUAGUUUGCAAAGCCGAGACUCUUCCACAAACUCCGUCAACUCAUCCAGCAAGCCACAGUCGGCCAAGAGCUCCAAGAGGGUUAGCUCGCGCUCGUCCAUGUCACAGGACUCUCUGGAGGAGCAGUUUGAACAGACUCUCAGGAUGAUCUCUCAGGCGGAAUUCUACAACCUUGACUCAGAGAACCUCGACAGCCUCCCCACGUCUGCCUUUGACUAGGAUGUGAAUAGUGGGUUAGUGAGUGACCUCGGCAGGAACAGUGGACCUCAUGUGCUUCUUAAACAGUGCCAACCGGAAGGCCAGUGUCCAGGUAGCUUGGAAAAUGGAAAGUCACGUGACAUGUGGUACAGUGAACCUUUUUGGCAACUCCAGAGUGAUGAUUAGUUCACUCAAAGGAUAAAUUUACGCUCUCAGAAAAGUAUUGGCUGUGCAAAAGUCAUCCCACUAAGCUUGGCCUUUAAGAGUUGACUUAAAGAUGGGUGUGUGCUGUGGUGGAUGGUGUGUUCCACCAGGCAUUACAAGGUCAUCAUGGUGGAAGGAGACGAGUGGAGACGGAAACAUAGACUCCCGUGUAAGAGUUUUAUGGACAGAAGGAUGACUGCAUGAUUCCCAAGAACACAACACACCAUUACAAGCUUUCCCUCCCUCACAUGACAUAACUUGGCAUUAAUGCAGACAACACCACCACUUGUACGGGUCAAUGGCUACAUCCAACACUUGUUUUCUAUCAGUAACAGAGUGGCGCAAUAAGCUGAGAAAAAAGCCAUUCAUAGUGAGCAUGUGGAGUUCAUUGAAGGUGAAACACAGUUUAGUGGCUUCCGUCAGUUCUUGAGUUAGUGAUAACUUGACAUAUUUUAGUAAGGGACAGCUUGAAAUAUUCCCUUCACCAUUGUCUUUGCAUCAUAUCAUAGUGACACAAGUGGAGAGAUAAGUGAAGAAAUCAACGUUUCCAUGUAAUAUACUGUGAACGUUUCAUACAAUGCCAUGAAGACUCUCCUGUGACUGAAAUGUGCCAGUACUGUGAAGGGAAGAAACACAUCCAUGUAAUGAUCUUUCAUCAUGCAACACCAGUGCAUGACACACCGUGACAACGUAUGGAGUAUGUGUGCAUAUCACGUACGGGGUCCACACACACCACCCUUUGGACAGAGUAGAGUCAGUCUUUUUGUCUCAUCAGCUCCCCUCUUCUUACCAAUAGUCUUCUACCUCUCAAACUCUCCAGCAAACAACUCUGAACUUGCUAACUGCUUGUCUCUGCCCCUCCCACGGCCACAAUGCGCAUAACAUUCUACUUUAGCUCGCAGCCCUUCUAUCCAAAACCCCUACACAGGAGUUACCCAGCAUCUUUAUUCCUUCAUCCCUUCCACUGGCUAACUGGAGUAGCCUUCCUUCACAUGUAUUUCCUCCUUCCUGUGACUUGAACUCUGAAGAGGGGAGCAUCGAGACACCUCACUAACUGAAUCUGUUUACUCUUACAUCUUGCAGGAGCAGCGCUGAGCAGGCUUUUUCAUGACCUUGAACUGUGUCUGUUACUGUAGGAAAGAAAAAUAUCAGUGACAUCCAGGGAGGUGUUUAACCCAGUAGCUGCAGGGAUCACGUUUCUUAAAGGCCGCUCUAAGCGAGAAAAAUGAGAAAAAAUCAUCACUCACGCAAACCCUUUCAUAAUAUAUAUCAAAGCAUUUGUGAUCAGUUUAUGCAUCAUCUAUUUUUGGGGGUUUAUAUCAUGGCAAAAAUUUGUCCUGUCGCUGCUACACAGUAAAGCCACAAAUUUGGCCCGUCGCUGCUGCCGGGUUAAGCAAGGCAUGUUGUGUGUGUGUGUGUGUGUGUGUGAUAUGUAAACACACACACUUGGUGCCUCCCAUAUGAAGCCAGCAGCAGCCUGGUUUGAGCUGUCUUGAGGCCCUGGAAGGCUGUACUACCACUCCUGUUACUCACUCACGAUCUCGUCUUGUACUCUCACUCUAGAAUGCUCAAUGUAUCUUCAUAUCAGAACCAUGUACAACGUCCGAGAAUACGUAUUUUACAGCUGCAGAA